This is a messenger RNA of Gossypium raimondii (Peruvian cotton), 420 nucleotides long. RefSeq lists its product as uncharacterized. The record is from RefSeq and is a predicted model, not a curated record. Bases 18 to 389 code for a protein of 123 amino acids. Gene Ontology annotation, molecular function: protein dimerization activity. Lineage: Eukaryota; Viridiplantae; Streptophyta; Magnoliopsida; Malvales; Malvaceae. The transcript is spliced from 3 exons.
UCAGGACUUGAAUUUUUAUGACUAUGGCUAGUUCAAACACUCCUAUACCUGUGGACGAUGGGUUUAAUGAGUAUGAAAGUGCUAUCAAACGUCAAAAGUCUACCACUUCAAAGGUGUGGGAUGAAAUGACAAAGCUUGAAUGCGAGAACAAAAAUGAAUUGAAGGCACAAUGUAAUCACUCUUCCGAAUCAACUUUUAGCAUGGGUAAGAAAGUUAUCACACCUUUGAGGAGUUCACUUAAGCCAAAAACGGUUCAAGCCGUUGUUUGCUUGGAUGAUUGGAUGCGAGCUAAGGGAUUUUCAGCAGAAAUUGGUUGCAAAAAGGACGAUGACGACGAUGACGACGAUGAUGACGAUGAGGAUGAUGAUGUUUCUUCGGUAGCUUUUUAAGAUACUUUCUUUCUAAAUGUUUAAAAUUUAA